Messenger RNA from Xenopus laevis (African clawed frog), 1843 nucleotides. It is a transcript of the gene thumpd2.L, whose product is annotated as THUMP domain containing 2 L homeolog. Gene Ontology annotation, molecular function: tRNA (guanine) methyltransferase activity; RNA methyltransferase activity; RNA binding. Gene Ontology annotation, cellular component: tRNA methyltransferase complex. The record is from RefSeq and is marked provisional. Gene Ontology annotation, biological process: tRNA methylation. NCBI's taxonomy places the organism in Eukaryota, Metazoa, Chordata, Amphibia, Anura, Pipidae.
GCAGGGAGAAGGAGAUGAGCUGAACAACUCCUAUUGCAACCAUGUGCCUGAAGUUUAUGAAUGUUUUGGUCGGAUUGGGCUGACUGGACACCAGCAAAAAAUCCUCACCCCUUGUGUGGCCCCCACCGACCCAGGUUCCCUCACCCUGACAAGAACUGCAGGCUCCGACCAUCCCCUCGCCCCAAUCUCUGCUGCAACAGGAAGUAAGCCACUUUGCUGUGAGACAAGAUGCCAGAGCGUUUUUUUUGCACUGCAGGCCGAGGUAUGGAACAUUUUGUGACACAGGAGGUGAUGAAAAAAUUAUCUGCCACAGAGGUUGAAACAAUGUCAGGAAAAGUACUUUUUACAGCUGAACCUGAUUUAUGCAGACUGAGGCUAAUAAAAUCCGGUGAAAGAUUAUUUCUGCUUCUGAAAAAUGAUUCUCCGUUAUCUCUUCCAAAAAACAAAGGAAAAGCACGUUCCGCAUUAAGGGAAUAUGUCAUUGGAGAGCCCCAGAUAUGGCUACAUUGCCUUGCUGUAUGGCAAAAACUUCAGGAGCAAUUACAGCAACAUCAACAUGUCUGUGGAAUGGUUGGGAUAUCUUCCAAAAGAAAAUCAGGGAGUGCUUCAGAAUUCCACAUAUCAAAAUAUAGCAAGCAAGAUAACACUGCCAGGGACAGAGUCUGCCUCUUCGACGAUCAAACCCACAAGAACAACAUGUCCGAAACUGAAGACCAGAAUACCAUGGACAGUAAAGAACUGGAUGCCACGGAACAACAGCUGCUCUCAAAAACACACAAGAAUACCACUCCUAUUACUUUUAGAGUUUCUUGUCGCUGUUCUGGGGCAUCUGCCAAAGUGUUUACAGCACAGGAGGUUGGUGCUGUUAUUGGUGCAUCUAUUAUUAAACAGUUUGGCUGGAAACCUGAUCUCCGGACACCAAGUCUAGAGGUGUUUGUACAUCUGAAUGAUCAAUAUUCUGUGGUUGGAUUUCCAGUCACCAGGCAACCUUUGGCAAGCAGAGACUAUAUAAGAAAUACAGGUCUACGAUCUACCACAGCUUGGGCUAUGGGAGCACUUGCUGAACUACAUGUAGGAGCACUUGUUCUGGAUCCCAUGUGUGGAGUGGGAACAAUAUUGUUGGAGGCUGCAAAGGAAUGGCCUUUUGGUCAUUUUGUGGGUGUUGACAAUAAUGACUCACAGCUAAAAAGUGCAGUUUCCAAUGUAAAGGGGGCUGGUCUUGGUGGCUCUAUAGAGUUACUGAAAGGUUCUGUUUUAGACCUGCCGUUUGUCUCAGAAAGCAUAGAUGCAGUGAUUUCCGAUAUUCCCUUUGGAAGAAAGUUCACAUCCUCAAGAAAUAUGAAAGAUCUUCUUCCAGAUAUAAUUCGAGAAAUGCAAAGAGUUGUACGAGUUGAAGGGAUAAUAGUGUUACUGCUCAGCCAGUGUCUUCAUCAUCACCUGAAAGUCAACUUUCACUUCGGUGCUAUUGAAAAGAAGAACAUAAGCAGCAGUGACAACCAUACGGUUUCUGAGGAGGCUAAAGGAGUAAAUAAAGAUAAUAUUAUUAACAAAACUCAUUGGUUUGAUUCCUUGGUUGCUCUUGAGUCACAUUCCGUGAGCCUUGGAGUUACUGAAGCUGUGAUAUUUAAAUGUAAAAAAAACGUGUCCUCUUUGCCUUGUAACAAAUUUGUGUAAUCAAAGUAUGAUUUGUUCAUGGACACUUUGUGCCUAGUAAAGAUAUAUUUUUUAUAACCUAUAUGCAAGCUGUAAAGAAGAUUGCACUUACCACUGUAAGUUUGUUAUAUAAGUUAUUUGGUUGUUUUUAAUGCUUUAGAACACAAUAAAUUUAUAAUCUUUUCUGUCA